Messenger RNA from Phasianus colchicus (ring-necked pheasant), 8666 nucleotides. RefSeq names its product tubulin gamma complex component 5 (gene TUBGCP5). Gene Ontology annotation, molecular function: microtubule minus-end binding; gamma-tubulin binding. Gene Ontology annotation, cellular component: spindle pole; microtubule organizing center; gamma-tubulin complex. Gene Ontology annotation, biological process: mitotic cell cycle; spindle assembly; microtubule nucleation. The record is from RefSeq and is a predicted model, not a curated record. Lineage: Eukaryota; Metazoa; Chordata; Aves; Galliformes; Phasianidae.
CCUUUUUUACUGCUCACUGUGACACACUGGCUGGCCCUUUGGUUGUGCCAGUUUCAGUGUUGUAAUGCUAAAGAAGAAGGUCAUUCCUCUUCACCGCAAAGAGAGGGAGAGGAAAGGUUACACCCAGUAUUUGUUGGUGAAAUCAGGCACAACAAAGCCUAACGGUAAAGGAUAUGGGGUAUGACAGCUGCAGUAAAGGAAGGACUUGCAGUAAAAGGUCAGUAAUCAUUUCCCUCUGAUUCGGAUGAUUGCUUUCCAGAAGGAAACUCAUGCUCAGGAUGCUGUUGCUGUGCUACAAAGCUACUGUGAAGGACAGAAGUGCUUUAGGCUGCUCAGUGCCAUAACUGUGAACAGGACGAGGACAAAACUGAAGCUGGUUUAUCACUCCACUCCUCCCACAUAACCAUGUACUAUUACAGAAUAUACACAGUGGAUUUUUCCAGCUAUGCAAAGCAGUGCUUGGUUAGGGUGGUGCAGAUGCAGCUGUGCUUGAGGACAGCUCACUGACAGCUGGACCUGUGGGGGAUGGAGGAGGUUAUGAAAAGGCUGAAAUCCAAUUUACUGCUUGUGACAACAGCGCGGAUGAUGCGGCACCGUGCACAAGACGCCAGGGAAAACCUCUGAGUGGUGGAGCAUGGAGCACCCUACUCUGACUUCAGACCCUCCUCACUGCCAAGACAGGCACAACAUGAGAUGGGUUGGAGGAGACGACCUCCAGAGGUUCCCUCCAAACUCUACAGUUCUGUGCUAUUUUGGGUUACUGAAAUGAACUAUGUGAGGUGGGGCCAGCCCUGACUCCUUAUUAGGAUUAAUAUUCAGCAGUUAAUGACCCACCCUGUGUUGUGCUUCUGUGAACAAGUGACACCCACCGACCAUGGAGCCGUGGAUAUGGCUGCAACCACCCUGAGACGACCCACGCUCGCUGAACUGUUGUUCAGCAGCAAUACCCGCAACCCUUCACACCCCUGAGCCCUCCCACCUCCACACGACCGCUCAGCACGUACACGAUCAUCCUCCCUUCCCGCCCCGCGCAUGCGCACACUUCCUUCCCGCCUCACUCCCACCUCCCCACACUGAUGGGGGGGUUGUGUUCUCGUGAGGAGUGCUGCGAAAUCUCGCGAGAGGUGCGGCAGAAGGCUCCGUGGCGCCUCCCUGAGGUCCCGUUCCCGCGCUGCGGAUAUGGCGGCCCCGCUGUUGGCCUCGCCCGGCCGCCGGAGCCGCUUCGAGCAGGAGCAGGAGCGGACCGUCCGCGCCCUCAUCCGCAGCGUCACCGGCCUCCCCGAGGAGGAGGAGGAGAAGCAGGAGGAGGAGGAGUCGGGCGGCGGCCGGUUCCAGACGGCGCUGAAUUUCGCCUGGUCCAACUUCAGAUUUCACCGUUUUCUUGAUGUGAACAGUCAUAAAGUAGAGAGGACCAUAGAGGGAAUACAUGAAAAAUUGAUAGUUCAUUCUGACCUGGGAAAAGCAGCAAGCUGGAAAAGAUUAACAGAAAAAUUUCUGAAUUCACCACUUCCAAGCAUAGAAGAAACAAAAACAGAUACGCACUAUUCCAUACUGUCUCUUCUGCUAUGUUUGUCUGAUUCUCCAUCUAACACCACCUAUGUGGAAAAACCAAGAGAAAAAGAAGCAGAUUCCUUUUUGAAUGAUCUCUGCACAUUCCCUCGGCGGUGUUUUGAAUGCACUUUCAGCCCAUUCCAGGAAUGUGAAUAUGAAGAGGUUAUCUCAAACAGCUCUAAUUACAAAAAGGAAGAAAAAUUUGACUGGGGAAAGUAUUUGUUGGAAGGAGAAGAAAUUUACUUUGGCCCAGGCAUAGAUUCACCAGAUUGGUCUGGAGAAAGUGAGGAGGAGGAAGAUACUCAGCCUUUGAGCAGGGAGGACUCAGGUAUUCAAGUAGACAGAACACCUUUAGAAGACCAAGAUCCAAACAAGAAAACAGUACCUAAUGUUUCCUGGAAAGUUGGUGAGCCUGAUGCCCGGAGCUGGCUGGAGCAGCAUGUCGUUCCUCAGUACUGGACAGGAAGAGCUCCUCGUUUUUCUCAUAGUUUGCACUUGCAUUCCAACCUAGCUGCAGUCUGGGACCACCACUUGUACACCAGUGAUCCUUUAUAUGUGCCAGAAGAGAGAACACUAGUCACAGAAACCCAGGUUAUAAGGGAAACUCUUUGGCUACUUUCAGGAGUGAAAAAGCUCUUUAUAUUUCAGCUGAAUGAUGGAAAAGUGGUUGUGCGGAACGAUAUAAUUGUAACUCACUUAACCCAUAAUUGCCUAAGGUCUGUGUUGGAGCAGAUAGCUGCAUAUGGUCAAGUUGUGUUUAGACUGCAGAAAUUUAUUGAUGAGGUGAUGGGACACAGCCCGGAAAAUGUUUCUACUCCAAAGAAAACCACUGAAGCCCCAUUCAGAACAUACCAAGCUUUUAUGUGGGCCUUAUACAAAUACUUCAUUAGCUUCAAAGAAGAACUUACUGAAAUUGAAAAAUGCAUCAUCAACAAAGACAAAACAGUCACACUUUCAAUAGUAAUAGAUAAGCUGUCUCCCCGCCUGGCACAGCUAAAGGUACUUCACAAGGUUUUUAGUACAGGAGUAGCAGAAGUGCCACCUGACACUAGAAAUGUUGUACGAGCAUCUCAUCUGCUUAAUACUCUUUACAAAGCUAUUCUUGAAUAUGACAGUGUUGGAGAAGCAUCUGAACAAACGGUGUCCCUUCUGUUCUCUCUCUGGGUUGAGACUGUGAGGCCAUACUUACAGACAGUGGAUGAGUGGAUUGUCCAUGGCAAUUUGUUUGAUCCUGCAAAGGAAUUCAUCAUUCAGAGGAACAAAAACGUUCCAGUUAAUCACAGAGAUUUUUGGUAUGCUACCUACACAUUAUAUAGCGUGUCAGAAAAAACAGAGAAUGAAGAGAAGAUGAGUGAUAAUGCCAGUGCCAGUUCUGGCAGUGAUCAGGCCCCUUCAAGCAGGCAACACACUAUGGUCUCUUUUCUGAAACCUGUGCUAAAGCAAAUCAUCAUGGCUGGAAAAUCCAUGCAGCUGUUGAAGAAUCUUCAAUGCAAAGAUGGCUCUCCACAGCAGGCCGCAUCCAGGGAUGCUGAAAGAAAGAGUUUGUAUACGCUGUUCCUGGAAUCCGUGCAGUCUCGCCUGAGGCAUGGGGAAGAGUCUGUUCCAGAUAUUAUUACAGAGCAGCAGGCCACCAAGCAGAGCCUAAUAAAGAUGCAAUCUAUAGCAGAAAGGCACUUAGAACUGGAUGAUGUCCAUGACCCACUGCUGGCUAUUAAUUUCGCCAGAUUAUAUUUGGAGCAGAGUGACUUUCACGAGAAGUUUACUGGUGGGGAUGUUUGUGUGGAUCGAUCCUCAGAAUCGGUCACCUGCCAGACUUUUGAACUGACACUGAGGUCUUGUCUUUAUCCUCACAUAGACAAGCAAUACUUGGAGUGCUGUGGUAAUCUAAUGCAAACUUUAAAGAAGGAUUAUAGGCUUGUAGAAUAUUUGCAAGCUAUGAGAAACUUUUUCUUACUUGAAGCUGGAGAUACUAUGUAUGAUUUCUAUACAUCCAUUUUUGACAAAAUUAGAGAAAAGGAAACUUGGCAGAAUGUUGCCUUCUUAAAUGUUCAGCUUCAAGAAGCAGUAGGACAGCGCUAUCCGGAGGACAGCUCAAGGUUGUCUAUAUCAUUUGAAAGUGUUGAUACAGCAAAGAAGAAACUGCCUGUCCACACCCUAGAUGGCUUGACAUUAAGUUAUAAGGUUCCUUGGCCUGUGGACAUAGUUAUAAGCCUAGAGUGCCAAAAAAUUUACAACCAAGUUUUUCUGCUCCUACUACAAAUAAAGUGGGCCAAGUAUAGUCUAGAUGUUCUAAGAUUUGACGAACUAGUCUGUGCUGCAGAAAACUCACAGGUUAAAGAGGAAACUUUAUUAGAACAAGGAACGCUUCCUCGAUUUGGACCACAAACAGAAAGUAUAAAACAACAAAUACAUCGCAUGUUCCUCUUAAGAGUGAAACUUAUGCAUUUUGUUAACAGCCUGCACAACUACAUCAUGACUCGGAUUCUUCACAGUACUGGCUUGGAAUUUCAGCACCAGGUAGAAGAAGCUAAAGAUUUAGAUCAGUUAAUAAAGAUUCAUUACAGAUACCUAUCUACAAUCCAUGAUCGCUGCCUACUAAGAGAAAAGGUGAGCUUUGUCAAAGAAGCUAUAAUGAAAGUUUUAAAUUUAGUGCUGAUGUUUGCAGACCGUUGGCAGGCGGGUCUGGGGGCUUGGAAGAUGGAAUCCAUAGAGAAAAUGGAAUCUGAUUUUAAAAACUGCCACAUGUUUCUUGUAACUGUCCUCAACAAAGCUGUCUGCCGAGGCUCUUUUCCUCACUUGGAAUCUUUAGCUCUAUCACUGAUGGCUGGCAUGGAACAGAGCUAGCACCUGAAUCUGCUGAGCUGCAGAACAACUGAAAGCAGCAUUUAUGUUGAAUGUCCUUUGUUAACUGUAAGCGUUUUACACUCCAUUUUGAAACAUAUAUAGUGAAAUUAUACUGAUGGUUUGGAGCUGUGUAAAGUAUUCUCAAAUGUAAAUAAUGUACAGGUAUUUAAGUGUAUUGCUUGUGGCUGUAUUGUUCUCUGUAUGUAUAUGACUUUGACAUGAAAAAAUGUGCACUGUAAAAUGCAUCCUGCGUGAACAAUCUUGCCUGAAAUACAUGAAGUGUAUUUUGUGCUGUAUAAAGGAUUUUUAUUUUGUUUUUAUUGUUAUUAUGAAUAAUUGCUGAUGUACUGUUUCCAUUAACUUUGCAGCUGUGACUAGGUCACAAGGCACUGUGCACUGGUGUGACUCAGUUCUUAUUAUUCAAAAGGUUGGCUGAGUUCAUUUUGGGGGGAAAAAAAGAAGCUAAGAGCCAUUUAUCUUGUUUGCUUAAUGACUCUUAAGCACUCUUUGGGAACAAUUAUGACUGUUACAAUAACCUGAUAUUAAAAAAACAACAACAACAUUAACUUAAUUGAAGUAGAUUAUUGUAGGCCAUAGAAUACUGAUAUUUUUGAAUGUUAAAUGAUGAAAGCAUACUAAUUUUGGUGGUAAACUUGUCAGUUUAAGCAUGAUGAAGAUGACUGUGAAAUACAUUGCUUUUACCUGUUGGAUUGCUAAGAUGUUUCAGAGGUUACAACUUGAUCAUUCUCCUUCAAAGCCUUUUGCAAACAAAACUAUUCAUUUAAUAGUUAAUUUCUUGUAAAGAGGUAGAUCAUAAUACAGAAAGGGUACGUUUUUAGAGAAGUGGAUGUAGGGCUUGUUCCACAACCCUGCUACAUCCCCAUGAUUUUUUUUGUCAUUCUGACAUGACUACACCUACAUUUAAAAGAAGAAAAUCGCAGCCAUUUGCCUUUUUAUUUGAAUAAAUAAAGGAUUAAAUAAUUGGAAUUUGACCAUUGUGUGUGAGUUUCUGCUUGAAUCUCAGUGGUAACUUACUAAAGUUAGAGGGGUGUUUCUGCUGUAUAAGUGCAGUAUAUUAAUAAUAGCUGUGGAACAGUGGCUCACGUUAUAAAGCUGUUUUUGGAGCUGUGAAUUUGCUGCAUUAUUUUACACGUAUAAAUAUUGCUGUCUUGUGUAAACGAGAGAUCUCAACGGGUUCCUGCAAAGUUAUGGCUUUUUUUUGAGUCUUUUUUGUUUACCUGAAGAAUAAGUCCUUUGGUUUUGGUGUGUAUGCCUUGUGAUGCUGCCAAGACCUUCCAUUGGCCUGCUGGCAGCAGCUAAGUAAAGAUUUACCUAUUCAGAAAAGAGGUUUUUGGUGAAGUGUUGGGUAUUUCAGCUAUUUGCUCAAAUUUCAGAUAAAAAAAAAAAAAGUCUAGCAUUUUCUGAUCUCUUUAGAGAGAAGUGCUGUUAGUUGGAUUUCACCCCCUGUCCAUUUCUUCUGGAUGAUUUUGACUGCUUGCAAAUUCCAAUCUCCAUCAGUUAUCUCUGAUUUGAAUCUUAAAUUUGGGAUCCUUCUCUUCAACAUGGAAAUGUGGCAUUUCUAUAUGCUUUAUUUCUACUUUUGGGAUUUUGAGCAUGUGAAAACUGAUCUUUCUAAGCUUCUAAGGGGUAACUUCUGAUUUAAAGCUUUUGUUGUUAAAAAAUAAAAAAAUAAAAAGCCCACUAGGUGGCAGAUUUUAAAAUUUCAAGGAAUUGAUUUUACGAAGUUGAUCUUUUUGUGCUUAUGGUUGUUGGUUUCAUAAUAUCAAAAGGCUGGUGUGUACUGAAGUGAAAAAAGUAUGUCUGAUGAUAGAAGUAUGUCUGAUCUAAAGUAAGAAAUAGGAACUUAUUUUAAAAAAAAUGAUUCUUGACUAUGGGGAUAAUGUCUUAAUGAAUUAUUGAAUGAGAGGAAGCACAAGCUGAUUUGUAGCUGCAGACAGAUUGUUCUCAUCCUAGAGAAAUGGAAACUACAAAGCAAAAAUACUGUUAGAUUCUACUCUUAGCCAAGUUAUCCAAUUUUAUGCUAAGCCACAAGAAGGCCUUGGGUUCUUGAAAAAUAAGUACUUAAAUGUGCAUGGAGGAGUGAAAAAGGAGCACUAAUCUGGGUGAAACAGCAAGCAUGGAUUUAGGUACUUAAAAGUAAGGAUCUGGCUAAAUGGUAUUAGAAAAGAUUAUAACGUUCAAGGUGAGAUGUUGCAUCUGAUGUCUAAGAAUCUUUGGGAAAAGAAAAACAGCCUGCAUUAUUGGAUGCUGUUAAAUCUACACUUUAUUUCCAAAUCUUUUUUUUUCUCUCUAACUUCUGGGUGCCCUCUGCCAGAAGUUACAGUGUAGAGGUCCUUAUCUGUCAGCCUCAGCACUUCUCUUCCUUUUCCUUCUCUUUCCUGUGAUCUUCUAUCAUAUCUAGGCCCCAUUUUAGAACAGAUUUCAGAAAUUCUCUAAUGCUUUCUUUGUUGUUUAGUUUAAUAACCUCCUAAUUAACUAGGUCCUUGGGGACCUUUGCUAGUGUCAAGCUAUUGAUAGCAAAAACAGUUAGCAAGCAGUUGCUGAUUGCAUGGUUUCCGUGGUAGCAUGGAUUAAAGAUACCAUCUCUGAAUUGCAUGCCCAUGAAAAAACAAAAUCUACCCCCCAGCUGCAUUUUAAUCUGACUAGCUCUACAGAUUUACAUGUUGCCAGCUUUCCUCCUAUACUCUUUUGCUUGCUUAUAGAAAAGCAUUCCCACAUCUGCAAUUUGUACUUAAUGGAUCAUGCUGUGGCUUGUUGUGCACUGCUUUUAUUGCUGGGAAAGCUGCAUGGGGUUGUUGGUCACUGCAUCUAGAUAACUAAUAAAAUGACCAGCAUUAGAUGGGCCUUACAUAAGGCCAAGUGAGGGAUUAUAUUUGAGCUGUUGCUUGCAUGAUAGAGAUGGGUCUUGGAUACAGCAAACACUCUCCAAGUGCUCUGCCUGUCUCCUGAGAACUGAAGCAACAGCUCUGUUUUAUGUGUGGGAGUAUGGAAUAGCUCCAUAGUCUGCUUUCCUUUAAACCACUGUCAUGUCUGAUACAAAAUUAAGUGUGUACUGACUCUUUAUAUCAGACAAUUUUUUUUUCUAGUCUUGGACAGUUUUUCCAGUGUGGACAGCUGGCUGACUUUUUGCUGCAGAUGUAGGUUUAUUUAUUAACUAAUUUAGAGACAGUUAUCACUUUUCUUUCUUUGUAGUUUUGCAUGGUGUCAUGUUCUGGGUGUCCUUAUGGCCAUUGUUUGUGAUAGCUUCAUAACAACCUUUCUGUGUUGGAUCAUGACAGAUCAUAGCAUGUUCCUGUGUUGUAUUAUCUCCUUUGUGAGGAUAAAAAGAUCAGUGUAAGGACUCAGCAGGUAAAAAUUAAACUGAGAGGUAGGCAUGUUAUUAAGCUUAAUCACUAAGAUACCUGGGUGGAAAGGUGUAAAACUGGAGUACAUAAGCAUCUUAGAAACGCAUAAAGCAAGACCUCUUCUUCCACGUGGAAUGACAUGGAAAUAAUUUGGGCUUCUGCAGAUAGUUUUCAUUCAUAGAGCUUGGAUAAAUAUUGUGAAGCUGAAAGAAAGGAAUUCAAAAUAGAACAGAACCAGCUGGAAUUCAGGAAGUAGUCUUUUGGGCAUCUGUGGGUAUCUGCAUAGCAAGCAUAGAGCUUUGAAAAAAGUCUUCAUCUGAUCUGCAGGGAAUUGGGUUAAGCUUGUGCUGUCUUACUAUCUGGUGUUCAUCUGAUGCAGAUGUAAGGAACAGAAACUGUCAGGAACAUAACACAUUGGUGUUAUAGAUAUCAGUAAAGAUAAUGGUGACAGGUUAAAUACUGAGUUUAAAUAAAUACCACCCAAGAAAGGUCUGUUUGAGAUUCUAAUUCUAGCCAUUAGCGUCAUAAAGGCCACACAUACCUUCUAGUGAGUAGGGCAUCAGGUAAUGAUCAGGUACAUGUAGAUAUGUAUAACUUUAGCCAGGCCUAGAAGGUCUGUAUUCACUGGUGCAAGAAUAAGAGGGAUGAUACAGUAAAAGGAGAAGCUGGUUAUGAAGACUGACUGAAACCCUUUAUCAAGUGCAGUCAUUGCAGCACUUAAAUUGCACAAAAAUGGAAAGCAAGAAGUCAUGGGGGAAUUCCAGAAUGUAAUACUGAUAAGUAUGCCUCAUGAUACAUGAGAGUGUAGACAUUCAGAUGGUGAAAUGGGAUCUUCCUCUAAUUCCUCUGGGCAGCCUGGUCUGGUGGUUGGUGACCCUGCACGUAGCAGGGGGGGUUGAAACUAGA